UUACAUUACAGGAAAUUUGAAUGUGUCAGUGUGUUGUGAAAUUUUCAUUUUGUCACAUUUGUACUCAUAAUUCAUUCCUCUAGAGUUUUCGAACUUUACAAUGGAUCCUACACAGAACCAAGUCCCAGCGAAGGGUGUUGAUGCUGUCCUGGUCCACAGUGAAGCCAUGCCUGAGGGUUCAGAGACUGUCAAAGGUUAUGAUUUCAACCAGGGUGUAGACCAUCAUGAACUACUAAAAACAUUCAGAUAUUCUGGCUUUCAAGCGACAAACUUUGGUUUGGCUGUGGAAGAAAUCAACAAAAUGAUUGAGUGUAAGAAGAAAGCAAUACCAGAGGGAGCCUGUGAGUACAAUCUGGACCCAACCGGAAGAGAUCCAACCAACUGUACCAUCUACCUUGGCUAUACAUCCAAUAUGAUCUCAUGCGGUGUGCGAGACACCAUCAGAUUCCUGGUGCAGCACAAUAUGGUUGAUUGUAUUGUGGCAACCGCUGGUGGCAUUGAGGAAGACUUCAUCAAGUGUCUUGCUCCGACCUACCUCGGCCGGUUUGAUCUGGUUGGGAAGGAGUUACGGAAAAAGGGAUUCAACAGGAUUGGAAACCUGGUUGUGCCUAAUGACAAUUACGUCAAAUUCGAGGAGUUUCUGAUACCAAUUUUAGAUAAGAUGUUAGAGGAACAGAAUACUGAUGGUACAUUAUGGACACCGUCAAAGAUGAUACACAGAUUAGGAAAGGAAAUUGACAACCCAGAUUCAGUGUAUUACUGGGCAUUUAAGAAUAACAUUCCUGUGCACAGUCCUGCCCUUACAGAUGGUUCUAUCGGUGACAUGCUCUAUUUCCACUCGGUGUCCAACCCGGGGCUUGUCCUGGAUAUCGUCUCGGACAUCCGGUUGAUCAAUUCCCAGACUUUGCACGCGGCGAAUACGGGUAUGAUUAUCCUGGGAGGUGGAUUGAUCAAACAUCACAUCUGUAAUACAAAUCUCAUGCGGAAUGGAGCAAAUUUCUCGGUCUUUGUGAACACAGCCAGUGAGUUUGAUGGAAGUGAUUCAGGUGCAAGGCCAGAUGAAGCAGUGUCUUGGGGCAAAAUCAAAAUGGAUGCUUCCCCAGUCAAGGUUUAUGGUGAAAAUUCGAUUAUUUUCCCACUACUGGUGGCGGAAACCUUCGCUCGGGAUUACCAUCAAAAUAAGAAGGACUUGUCAGAUUAGUUCGGGAGGAAACACCUGUUUAGGAUGGAACACAAGGAUACAUGUAUCUUCCAUUAGAUUCUUUGUUCAUCUUACGAUAUUAAUAAUGCAUGUUUAAGUGCUGAAAGGUUUGAUAAAUAGCGCUACCUGAAGUUAGCAUAUAAACUCUGGUUUCUCUGGAGGGAAUAGCAAUGUAUUGGAAGUCUUGUCUCUCUUAUUAUUAUCUUUAUUUGAAAAUGUGGUACAUGUAUGAAUAAAAUGUAAAUAAACACAUUGAAUCUCAUGUAUUAUGAUAUUUAUUGAA
Messenger RNA from Lineus longissimus, 1484 nucleotides. Its product is annotated as deoxyhypusine synthase-like. The transcript has 8 exons. Gene Ontology annotation, cellular component: cytoplasm. Gene Ontology annotation, biological process: peptidyl-hypusine biosynthetic process. The coding region runs from base 101 to 1201 and encodes 366 amino acids. NCBI's taxonomy places the organism in Eukaryota, Metazoa, Nemertea, Pilidiophora, Heteronemertea, Lineidae. The record is from RefSeq and is a predicted model, not a curated record. Gene Ontology annotation, molecular function: deoxyhypusine synthase activity.